Suillus plorans is the source of this 1915-nucleotide messenger RNA. RefSeq lists its product as uncharacterized. The transcript is spliced from 7 exons. NCBI's taxonomy places the organism in Eukaryota, Fungi, Basidiomycota, Agaricomycetes, Boletales, Suillaceae. The coding region runs from base 1 to 1728 and encodes 575 amino acids. Gene Ontology annotation, molecular function: hydrolase activity. The record is from RefSeq and is a predicted model, not a curated record.
AUGAAUCUAGUGGUGGCAGAAGAAGAAAAGCAAGCACAGCACCUUAGAUCGACCCUUCGGUCGACGGGGGACAGGCUUGAUCAGGAAAUGCGCAGGGCAAAGCAGGCUGAAUCUCAAGCAGAAUUCGCAGAACUCCGAGCGCGGGAGCUGGCUGUGCGCGUCAGUGCCGCUGAAACGGGCAAGCGUUAUGCAGAACUCGAUGCUGAGAGGGCCGGCGAAGAGAUGCGGCGACAUCAAAUGCGCAUCGAAAGCCUCGAAAAACAGGUUACAAAACUUCAGGCUGACAUCCGCGUCUUAGAGAGGCAAAGAAAUGAAGCCGAUGAAAGCGCAUCACGAGCGCGGGAUACUGCAAGAAAGUUUCAAACUGAACUUAGCAGGCAGCAAGCAAAGGAGAAAGUAAUAGAAGAAAGUCCGAUAUAUGGUCGGAAGAAGUGGUUCGUAACCGGGCAUAACGAGGGUUGGGAUGCUGGGUAUGCGGAGGGCUAUGACGACGGCAGGGAGGAUGGGUUCGAAGAAGGUAGACAAUAUGGCAUCCGCGAAGGCCGAGAGUCGGGAUUCAAGCAGGGUCGCAUAAUGGAACGUCAGCUUGCGCUUUUUGACAAUUUUUUUACUGCAGAAGUCGAUGAAAAUGGUUAUACAAUUCUAAGCGUUUUGAUGAAUUUAAUGACAAUAGUGCAUCACAUAGCUUUUACUUGUAGUUUCUUCGCGCAACCCCUUCCAUCGCCUGGUCUGGCAAGUGGUCGUCGCAGGCCGAAGAACCUCCCGAGUUUACCUCUGUCUGCGUUCAGCCCACCGAGCACAGGGACUUCUGACAUGUUCCCUUUGCCUCCAACUCCAAGUGCGCUCUUUCCAGGCGAAGUCAUUGACGCUCAUCUGCGGUCUGAUGCACUCGAAAGGGCUGGUCUUGAUCUGGCUGGCACUGAGGUCGCGGGUGCCGUUUUAUUGUUAAACGACCCUUCGAUACCAGAAGGACUGUUGCAAUCUUCUCUCACGCAAAAUGUUCGCAUACUUUCCGUGGCAACUCCCUUCGAGCUUAGCGCCAUCCCAUCGGAUUAUCCAGAUCACUCAGAGUCAUCUGGAAUUCCCCAGUCUUUAUACACCUCAUACGCGGCUUCGCACGAGGCUCCAGAAGCUAGAUCUCAGGCCAUCGAGACUUUGAGAUGGGCAUUCUCAAACAGCCGUCUCGUUGAUAUUGACGUUCAAAGUGACAUCAUGUCGAAUGUCGCAAAGUAUGAAGUGUUCGAGGACCUUCUCAUGAAAGCCACGGCCGAACUUGCCGGAGACAGGAAGGUUUCCAUAGUUCUUUCCAAUAUAUUACCGCCACCCCAUGACUUAAGCCUGCCGAUCGUCAAGCUCCUUGCUGAUCCAAGUUAUCGCAAUUACCAGGCACACACUGCAUCCUUGUCAUUGUUUCCGAAUCUCUAUGUAAAGUUUACGCCUCCCAUGUGGAAUCAAACCAUACCAGGUCCCGCAGAUCCAACUUCAGAAAUGGAUCAACAUCGUGAAUGGAAACGAAAAAUCAAGAUGUUCAUUGGUCCGGUGCUGGAAGCGUAUGGCUACGAACGUAUUAUUUUUGGAACCUCGCCUUCCUUUGCUGCACCCUCGCUCCUGAACCCCGCAGACUGGUAUGCGCUUGUACGCGAGUCAUUUGCAGAGCUUGCGGUGGACCAGGACGCAAUCGACGCAAUCUUUAGUUUAAAUGCAAGGAGGAUCUACGGAAGUCCAUAAUUCCCUUGAAGCUGCCAGCUCUGUACAAAAAUUCCCCAUUUUCUUGACCAGUUUUCGUAAUCGAACGAUAUUGAUAUCGUGUAUGCUUUGGUGCACUGGAAUUUAUGAUAUGAAUCAUGUAAAGUACAUACAUUGACCAACAAACAACGUGUCUACCUCGGACAUUGACAGAGCUAAUAACACGGGG